This is a messenger RNA of Oxyura jamaicensis (ruddy duck), 1761 nucleotides long. RefSeq names its product GPN-loop GTPase 2 (gene GPN2). Gene Ontology annotation, cellular component: cytoplasm. Gene Ontology annotation, molecular function: GTPase activity. The record is from RefSeq and is a predicted model, not a curated record. The coding region runs from base 197 to 1135 and encodes 312 amino acids. The transcript has 5 exons. Lineage: Eukaryota; Metazoa; Chordata; Aves; Anseriformes; Anatidae.
CAGGUCUUAAUGCAGGGGGUGACAGCAGCGAGCGGAGGCAGCGCUCACAGCAUCGCUUUCCCUUCCUCUCCUCCUGCUCCUUGGCUGUGAAUUCCCUGCAGGGCCUAAGACCCAGCCGAUGGCGUUCUUAUAACUGCGGACGAGAUGGUAAAUGGGAGCUUCUCCUUCCUUGCCUAGGGGAAGGAAAUGAGCCGACAUGUCUGAGGGCAGCAAGGGGAGCUCGCUGGCCUUCGGCCAGGUGGUGAUCGGGCCGCCAGGCUCCGGGAAGACGACCUACUGCCACGGCAUGCAGGAGUUCAUGGGCAGGAUCGGGCGCAAGGUGGCCGUGGUGAACCUGGACCCCGCCAACGAGCGGAUGCCCUACCCGUGUGCCGUCGACAUCUCCGAGCUCAUCACCCUGCCCGACGUGAUGGAGAACUUGAAGCUGGGCCCCAACGGGGGGCUCAUCUACUGCAUGGAGUACCUGGAGGCCAACCUCGACUGGCUGCAGGAGAAGCUGGCCGCCUUCAAGGGUCACUACUACUUGUUUGACUGCCCGGGGCAGGUAGAGCUCUACACCCACCACAGCGCCCUGAAGAACGUCUUUGCCCAGAUGGCCAAGUGGAAUUUCAGGCUGGCUGCAGUGCAUUUGGUGGAUUCUCACUACUGCACAGACCCCGGCAAGUUCAUCUCCGUGCUCUGCACGUCGCUCUCCACCAUGCUGCACGUGGAACUGCCCCACGUGAACGUCCUCUCCAAGAUGGACCUGAUCGAGCAGUACGGCAAGCUGGCUUUCAACCUGGAUUAUUACACAGAGGUCCUGGACCUCUCGUACUUGGUUGACCAUUUGGCUUCUGACCCCUUCUUCAGAAAUUACCGCCGCCUCAACGCGAAGCUGGUGGAGGUGAUCGAGGACUACAGCCUGGUGUCCUUCGUUCCGCUCAACGUCCAGGAUAAGGAGAGCAUGCGGCAGGUGAUGCAGGCUGUGGACAAAGCCAACGGCUACUCCUUUGGAGACCAGGAGCACAGGAGCCUGGAAGCCCUGAUGUCGGCAGCAGUGGGAGCUGAUUUCCACUUCACUUCCACACUUGCAGUGCAGGAGAAGUAUGUGCAAUCUCGGGACAAGACCGUGGAAGAAGAAGUGAUGGAUAUGUAACACACCCGCCUCUGCCGCAGCUGCUCUCUGCUCUGACAGCUCCCCUUCCCCUGCCGGGAGUCGAAGGGAGGCUCCGUGUCGUCUGACUCAGACCAAGUGAAAGCCUUUCCAUGCAGAUGUCUGGCUUCCGGACUCCCUCGCUGUGGGGAUUUGACCUCUUGUGCUUCAGCCCCGUUUUUGUGGAAGGGCUGUGGCUGAGAGCAAGGCAAGCAAGGGAGGUUUAGCCAGCGGCAGGCAUGGGUAGCAAGAGAAGAGAAGCCUGGUAAAGGAGACUGACCUUUGCCAAGUCUCCUCCUCCCCAUCACAACCAAGAUGGAGCCAGAGAAAGAAAAAUCAGUUUGAGUUGUCUCUUUUAUAGCGAGACUUGACACAAGUUCUUGGUUUACUGCCUAGGAGGGUUGUACACAGUCCUCACAGGAAGAUCCAGGCUGAGAAGCCUCCAAUCUGUCUCAAGGAGGACAGAAAGAUGGUUGUUUUUCUUUUUUUAAAAAAAAAUAAUGACGGACUCUUUCUUAAUAAAACACUUGGUCUCGCUUUCAUCUUGUGAGUUUGCUGAACCUGAAUAAAUAAAAACCGAGUGCUACAAAGCCCGGGGCUAAAAAGCCUCUGGUGGGAACGUCACGGCA